Chaetomium globosum CBS 148.51 is the source of this 1326-nucleotide messenger RNA. RefSeq lists its product as uncharacterized. The coding region runs from base 1 to 1326 and encodes 441 amino acids. The record is from RefSeq and is a predicted model, not a curated record. Gene Ontology annotation, molecular function: nitronate monooxygenase activity. The transcript has a single exon. NCBI's taxonomy places the organism in Eukaryota, Fungi, Ascomycota, Sordariomycetes, Sordariales, Chaetomiaceae.
AUGACUCCAUGUCAAAGGCGAUGGGCUUCGGUUUUAGGUUUCGGAAACCGUCGACCUGCCUUGUCAACACAUGUGCCAAUAGCCGAAUCACCGAGCUACCCGUGCUGGAAUCGGCGGAAAGGGAGCACCACACCCUUGAGUCAACCCCACGGCCCCCGCCUCCUCCGGCCGGCAUUCGGCCAUCAACCACACACUAAGCUCAUCAAUGCCAAAUCAUUCUCAAGAAAAAGUAUGAGCACCACUGCGUCAGAUCUAACUAUGGAAGAGAAACUUCAAUCCGUAACCCUUCGGGAUCAGCUCAGAGCAGCAUACCCGUGGACCGCCGCCCCGCUCAUCAUAGGUGCGCCGAUGCGGGUCAUGUCGGGUCCCGAGCUGGCUGUUGCCGUGUCCUCCGCCGGCGGAUUUGGCUUUAUCGGUCCGGGCGAGAAGCCGGAGAGCACAGCGGCGGAUUUGGAAACGGCAAAGGGUUUGAUCGCGUCAUCCAACAUCCCGCAGCACGGAAGCACGCUCCCGGUUGGAGUGGGCUUCCAGAUUUGGAAUGGGAACCUCGACGUCUCGGCCUUAACGGUCUCCCAGCACGGGCCGGCGGCAGUCUGGCUCUUUGCUCCUCGGAACGGGCAGACAGAUGUUGAUGUCUGGACUCAACGACUGCGCGGGGAAUCGCCAGAAACGAAGAUUUGGCUCCAGGUCGGGACGCUGCAAGAGGCGCUUGACGCCGUACGGAGCGCAUCCCCACCGGACGUUCUCGUCGUCCAGGGCGCCGAGGCCGGUGGGCAUGGCCGCACAUCCGACGGCAGCGGCUUCAUCACGCUGUUACCCGAGAUCGCCGACGCGACGCGGGGGUCGGGCAUCCCGCUCAUUGCCGCCGGUGGUGUCGCCGACGGACGGGGCGUUGUGGCGGCAUUAGGGGUCGGUGCUGCGGGCGUGGCCAUGGGCACGCGGUUCCUCGCCUCGCAGGAGGCCCGCAUCAAGAAGGGGUACCAGGACGAGGUGGUAAGGGCGACCGACGGCGGCGCAAACACUGUCAGGACCCACCUGUACAACCAUCUUCGCGGGACUUUUGGCUGGCCCGAGCAGUUCAGCCCGCGCACGAUUGUCAAUCGAAGCUGGGCCGAGAAGCAAGCCGGCGCCACGUUCGAAGACAUCAAGAAGCGCCAUGAUGAUGCCGUCAGCAAAGGGGAUUCCGCAUGGGGGCCUGAUGGGUGGACCGCAACGUAUGCGGGGGCGAACGUCGGGCUCAUCAGCAGCGUUGCCGGCGCCCAUGACAUCGUUACGGGAACCAGACGUGAAGCGGUGAAUAUUAUUCAGACUUUGAGUGGUUUGUAG